Papilio xuthus (Asian swallowtail) is the source of this 2621-nucleotide messenger RNA. RefSeq lists its product as uncharacterized. The coding region runs from base 207 to 2621 and encodes 804 amino acids. The transcript has 17 exons. The record is from RefSeq and is a predicted model, not a curated record. Lineage: Eukaryota; Metazoa; Arthropoda; Insecta; Lepidoptera; Papilionidae.
GUGUCAUCUCAAAAUGUCAAACACUUUUAUGUUUGGAAAGUGUUAACGUUAUUGAUAUUGUACUUUUAUAUUUUGUAUGAGGCCAAGAUAUAGAAUUAUUGGUCAUUUGCUUAUAAAGAAAUUGUCGUUUCAUUCGGUUUAAAUGUUAUUGUAUCCUAAUUUUUAGUUUUUACAAGGUUACUAUUUGCAGUCCUCGAGACUUCCUCAUGUUGACAAUGAAAGACAUGGCUUUGAAGAUGGCUAAUAACGAAACUCAAUCUAGAAGUCAAAUAGAAGAAUAUUGGUCCGAACAUUUUCUAUCUAAAUUUGGAUUGGAAUAUAUUAAAUACGAUAUUUUAAUUAAAAAACGGGAAUGUAAAAACAAGGAUAUACUUAAGGACAGGGCAAUACAAAAAAUUGCCCAAGUGUUACGUAUUGAAGCAAAUGAAAACAAUAUAAUGAACAUGUGCAUUAAAUUCCGACAAGAGAUUCUACUUUUGUUGAGAUGUGUGGUGAGGCAAUGUUUCUUGAUCGGAUGGGAUAUGAAGGAGAAAUGGCAGAUGGAUUUUGCCCUACUGCUGAUGCCACCGUGGCUGCGCACUGUGGAAAUGGAACUUGUGAUGUUGCCGCAGGCUGUUUUGAUGGAGUGCGUGGCGGUGACGGCGGAGACGGCGGUCACCACCAGGUUCAAAGUGCUGCUGGAGGAGGGCGGCUCUGUCGUGUUCCCGCGAUGGGACACCUUUGAUGCUGGGGACUUCAAAAAAGUCUCCGCGUAUUAUAACAUCAGCAGAACUGAAGCUCGGGAUGUUUGGAGUGGCAUGUGCUCGAAGUCAAGGCAGCGCAUCAUGCAGGAGGUGCAGUGCCGGGAGGGCAGCCGUGAGGUCAACUUUGAGGUGACAGACCUCCUGCUGCUGCAUGACCUCACCUUCAGGCUUGUCACACCGGAAAGUUUGUCAAAACCGAAGCAACUACAAAAAUUAACAACAUUGUAUCAAUGUGUACUGAAGAGGAAUGUGGAGAAUGUACUGAGGAAUGAACGUCCCCGGCUGCUGGAGGUGUGGAUGCAGGUCCUGGCUGAGUAUCCUUUCAGCAUGGGGUUCUCAUCAGUGGUAUACAUCCAGCGGCAGUGGUACGAGCUGAAGCAGUUGGCGCGCAGCGAGGUGCUGGCCUUCCACCUGCAGCAGCCUCGCCCUCACCACCACCCCCACCCCCUGCUGCUCUCCAUCGUCGCCAAUUUCAGACAUAUCGUUCAAGAACCAUUACCAAAAUGGAGUGAAUUCGUUACAUCCAAGAUGGUUGUAAAAUUCAAGGAUAUUACUAAGACGUUGUCUAAGAAAGUUCUGGAAGGAUGGAUGGAUGAAUUAAUCAAAGCUACAGAGCAAUCAGGAAUACAAAAUAAAUCCUUACAAAAACAUAUUUGUAUCGUACAACCUUUAAAUAGUAAUAAAAAUAUAAUUAAAAUAAAUAAAGAAACGCAGACAAAUACUAUAGAAAGUAACAAGUUAAUGGAAAAUACAAGUAAUGAAAAUAACAUAAUAAAUCAAAAUAUAAAAGAUAAAGAAUCUGAAAAUCUUAAUAAAUCCGAUUUAAAUAUAGAUAAUAUGAAUGAAUGUGUUGCCAGUAUACAUUCCAGUGUUGCCAACAAGAUAAAUGUUGAAGGAAAUAUAGAUUUCAAUGUAUUCAAUAAUAUUGACCCAACUAAAGCGAAAAAAUGCUUUAUAUUCGACAGUGAUUCGGAUUCUGAAACCCUCAGCGCAAUAUCACUGAAUGAAACUGACAGACAAACUUUUCAAACGGAAUUAAAUUCAGACAUGUCACAAACUUCUGAAGACUCUAAAGUACUUGAUUGGUUCAAAGAAAAUGGUGAAAAAUCGAAGCAAAUUAAAGAAAAUUUACAAUCGAAAAUAGAUCCUAAAUUAAGGAAAGAGAUAACAAUACCAUUAAUCAGAUGCGAUGAAAUUCCCGCUUGGAAAAAAUAUUACAAAAACAAUACUAUAAAUAUAAACAAUAUAAAAAAUGAAUUGUGUUCUUUAAAAUGUAAAAAUAAAAAAAUAAACACAACAAAAAUAUUAAAAAGACAAACAAGGAGUAAUAAUUCUAUUUAUUAUGAUUUAAAUAUAAAUUGUGAAGGUUUAUCUGAGAAUUUUCUAAGAAAUAAUAAAAAUAAAUUAUUAUUUAAAUUAUGCAAACGAUUGUCAGUAAAUUUACAGCGAUUUACGCACAAACAGAGGACAUUGUGCAGGAGAAGAAAGAAAAUACAAUUAACAGAUAUAGAAGAAGUCAGGAAAAUAAAUAGUACUAUCCUGACGGCAGAAGUAGCUCCUGUCUCCAUUACCAAAUGUGAUCCACCAUCUGAAGGGGAUUUUGGUAUUUUAAGUGACGAGUCAAUGAUAGAAGUAACAAAUGAUAAUGUUAUCGAUGCUUUAGAACUUGAUGAACUCUUCAACAAACUGCCGGUACCAUCUUUGACUUCUAUAAAUCUAGACAAACCAACGGAAACGACGAAUAUUGCGACAGGUCAUGAUAAUAUUAAUUCUGAACAAAAUAAAACAAACACAAAAGAAGAGAAUUACGAAGAUCUUAACAAAAAAAUUUUAUACAUCAUUAUGAACGGUCCUGUAAAGACCAAACAAAAUCCCUAA